This is a messenger RNA of Lodderomyces pseudojiufengensis, 1251 nucleotides long. It is a transcript of the gene SGO1, whose product is annotated as Sgo1p. The transcript has a single exon. Lineage: Eukaryota; Fungi; Ascomycota; Pichiomycetes; Serinales; Debaryomycetaceae. The record is from RefSeq and is a predicted model, not a curated record. The coding region runs from base 1 to 1251 and encodes 416 amino acids.
AUGGCAAGAAAGGCUGAUAUAGUGGUACCAGAGAUAGAAGUAGGUAGGAGGGCUUCCGUUAGCAAUCAACAUAACUCAUCAAGAUUAUCGUCACCAUCGUCAUCACCACAAAGAUACAAUCAAAAUGAUAAUGAAAAUUUACAAAAACUACUACAAUAUCAAGAACAAAAUAAAGUCUUGACUAAAAGAAAUCAUAUAUUUUCAUCCAGAAUUACGGAAUUAGAGAAUAAAAUUAAGCAAUUAAAUAAGGAGAUUGUCAAGUUAAAAGAAAAUGAAAAUUUGAAUCAAUCAUUGAUUGAAGUAGAAUCAUUCAGUCGAAAUCAGUUGGAUAGCCUUAACCAUCUUAUUCAAAGUAUCAGACAAAAAAAUGGACUUAAUUUACUACCUCACGUUCCAGGAAAUCUGGUAGAUAAUAAAAGAUUAGUGAAGGUUGAAACUAACUCCAAGACUAGAGAAACAAUUCCACAAUACUUCAAAAAAGAAAAAUUAGAAUCAUCAAAAUUAUCUAGUAGCCGAAAUGAUAAAUUUAUAAAUGUUGAUGAUGAAUCGGACUAUGAAGAUGAAGAUGCAGGAGUAAAAAUCGGUGUAUUCGCAAAACAAAGAUCGGCUGAACCUAGAAAUAGCUUCAAUCCUUCAAACUCAGUCUCAAUAAAUACAGUUAAUGAACUGAAAAAUGAUUCUACGAUUACAAAAGAAGACAAAAGAAACAUGGCUAUAGAUGAUAAAUUCUUCGACGAGCCACAAAAUUACGAAAUUAGUUUUGUAAAAGACAUUAAAAGUGAAAUUAUAGAAGACAAUUCGAAACCUGAGAUGGAUGAAGAUUUUAUGGUAAUCAAUCUUGAAAACGUGAAACAUUCAAAGAAAGAACUGGAAAAUGAUUUAAUGCCAAUUAAACCACUGGUUAAGGAAGGAAGGGUCAAACGUGUGAUUGACUCAAGUUCAGAUUCUGAUUUAUCGGAUUUGUUUCAAGUAAAGAAGGAAAAAAUGGAAGAAGAUGUAAGAUCUGAAAGAAGAAAAACUAGAUCACAACGGAAUAAAGGAUCGAAUUUCACAAAUACGGCGGAGAUUGAAAAAGAUGAGAAUAUUAGCAACAAAAGAAAGACACCGUCUGAUGACGAAGCGACUUCAAAUAAAAGAAAGCCACUUUCAAAUAAGACCAACAACUCUGAUACAAAUUCAUCAAAAAGAAAAACCAGGAAAAGAGAAAAUAGAUUCAAAAAUUGUGAUUUAUCUAUCUUUGAUUUUGAAUGA